GUUUUACACAGUUUAGGCAUUCAACACCUUGAAGAAAAAAAAAAUGGGAGGCUAUUUUACUUUCCUCGUUUUGUUCUUGUGCAGUUUUACAGCUUAUGGAGGAGAAGGAGGAAGCUAUUCUUCCACUGUGACAUAUGGAUAUCAAACCCAACAGACGACAAAGCAGACGACACAGCAUCCAACUACUGGAAAAGUAACAUCUUGGACUAAUGCUGCAGUCAGUACAGCUACCUUCGGAAGCGGAAGUGGAGGAGGGUCAAUAAGUGGAACAGGACAUAGCGCAUCUGGCCAGCAACACGGACAAUGCGGAAACAGUGGUCAAGACCUCGGAAUCAGUCAAAUAGUGUUGCUUUUAUGUUUUAUUGUAAUAACUUACUGUUGAAUCCUGUGCUUUAAAGACUUCACACUCAAACACCAUAUCAGAAUUGUAACUUACAGAAUUAAAUAAAGGAUUUUUCAUUGAAAACAACAUGUAAAAUGUCAGAUAUCUUUGGUAUUAAUAGUCACUUGUCAUAUCUUUUUUGUCUACAGCUUAUGAAAUAUGUAUAACGUCUCUGAUAAGAAAAGCAACCAUCGAAACCAAGGAAGUAGUUCGUUGAAUUGGAUUCUGAUGCUAAAUUUACCAUAAGUAGUAUAUGUCAGGA
Molecule: messenger RNA, 644 nt
Organism: Mercenaria mercenaria
Lineage: Eukaryota; Metazoa; Mollusca; Bivalvia; Venerida; Veneridae
Exons: 3
Coding region: 44-382 (112 amino acids)
Source: RefSeq, a predicted model, not a curated record